Aquila chrysaetos chrysaetos is the source of this 1813-nucleotide messenger RNA. Its product is annotated as translation initiation factor IF-2-like. The transcript is spliced from 2 exons. Lineage: Eukaryota; Metazoa; Chordata; Aves; Accipitriformes; Accipitridae. Bases 26 to 637 code for a protein of 203 amino acids. The record is from RefSeq and is a predicted model, not a curated record.
CGGAGCCCGCUCCCUCCGCGCUUACAUGACGCCCCCGGCAGCCGGCGCGGCCAGGAGCGGCAUUUCCAGGGGAGGAACGGCCCGCAGGCAGCCGUCAGGCGCCGGAUCCCUCCUUCCCCCUCCUCACACGGCCGGCCCCUCCGCGCCGCCCGGCUCCCCCCGCCCGGCACCGGCGGCUCAGGCGCGGGCGGGAGGAGGAGGACGAGGAGGACGAGGAGGCGGCGGCGGCUGCUGCUGCCCCCGCCCCGGGAGGGCCGGCGCCCUCACCCCGGCCCGGCCUCCUCACCUCGCGAGAGCCGCCCGCCCGCCCGCGCCCACCGAGCACCCGGCGGCAGAGGAGGAGGAGGAGGUGGCGGCGUCGGCCGGGAGCAUCGCCCUCAGGAAGCCAUCGCGCCCGCCCCGCCGCGGAGACGGAGAGGGAGGAGGAGGAGGAGGAGGGCAGCGGGCUGGGAAAUUGAGCGCGGGGAGGCCGGCCCCUCCUUCGCCCGAUCAGCCCCCGGCGCUGCGGCGGGCCCGGGAGGGCGGCGGCGGCGGGGGCCAUCUGCCGGCGGCCGCGAGCGGCGCGGCUGGCCCGGCCCCGGCCCCGGCCCCGGCCCCGGCCCCCGCAGGCCUCGGCCGCCGGCGAGGUCUCUGGUAGCAGCACCGGCCCUCCUCGACAGACACUGCUGCCCUUCGCAGAUGCACCUUCAGGCUUUUGCACCGCGGGAAUUCUCUCUCCUCUGGGUUCGUGUCGUUAGAAAAGGUGUGUGGUGCGAAGGGGGUGGUUGUCAUCGUCACGUCAGUCCUCGCCGCCUGGGAAAGGGAUUGCCCAGGCUGGAUCGCUUCAAGCCCUGGAAGAGGGUAACCUUCGAUCCAGAACUCAUCUGCCUCUCCCUCACUCCCCCACCUUAUCUCCAUAGGGAAGGCAGCCGCUUCAGCACCUGUUCUGAGAUAACGCCCUCGCUGGAGAUUGCUUAGCAAACUCCUCGUGCGAGGAGAGGCACGUCUCUGAGCUUGUGCUAGGUUGAAGGGCACCGAACGUGCCUUCUUUCCCAGGACCCAAGAAAAAUCCACAAAUCGCAGCGUUUUGCUUGUUGCACUUUACUGCUGAGAAUUUUUGUCGUGCGUAACAGCCACAUUAUAGAAACGCAGCACGUGAGCUGCCUAAUUGCGCCUGUAAAAAUAAAGACAGAAAGAGGCUUAUUGGAGGAGAGCGAAGGAGGAGGCUCGGCAGCUCUGGAAAUCCUUCGGCUUGCUUCUGGUAGCGAUGCCUAGUUUCAAUGAAAGGAUCAUUUUCACUGCAGCAGGACUGUGAUUGGUCGCCCUCCAUCCUAAAGGGGUGGAUUACUGCAUAAACCUCACAUCUCAAGUACUCUACAAGUGAGUGACGGAUCUGGGAGAUCAAAGUCAUUUUUGUCUAAUUAAAAAACCUGAAAUGCGUUCAGUGAGAGCAACAGCAUAAAUCCAAGAAGAGUUGUUUUGCUGGUGCAGUACCAUACUGCUGCGCUCUGUGUCUCGGGGCCUACUGCAUACCUUGGUCUUCAGAAGAAACAUGAGUAGCAGUUUGAAAUUGGUGGGACCCGUCAAGCAAUUUUAUAAUGAUACCCCAUGGCACCAACCAGCUCUCUAAAUAAUGUCAGUGAUGGUUUUACCAAUACAGAAAUACAGACAGGGUUACUACAGAAAUGGCUACAAUUCGCUCUCUUUCCAGUUUGCUGUUUACAUGUAACAAAUAAGGUUGUCCUUUAAAGAAAAUAAACAAAAAGUGAAUAUACUAGUAAAAGAGUAGAGUAAAGAAGCUGUGUGCUUUUAAUAUAUAGCAAUGUCAAUCAAA